Messenger RNA from Vitrella brassicaformis, 2431 nucleotides. NCBI's taxonomy places the organism in Eukaryota, Vitrellaceae. The record is from the annotation of a GenBank genome assembly.
AUGGAGAGCAGCACCAGGUUUGAGGUCAACCUGGACCUCGAAGGCGGCGCACUCUCCAGCUCAAGCUCAUCCGCGCCCACCUACCCCGCCUCCACGCGAACAAGAGACCGCUGGUACGUAUGGGUGCGGUGGGCAGGGCAGGGCAGGGCAGGGCAGAUACGGAGACAAAACAGACAGACAGACAGACAGAGAGGAGGGAUGCUAUUAGGGAAUGCAAUGGUCUCCAUCUGUCUGUCUGUCUGUCUGCUGUGUGCAGGUAUGCCGUGACUGUUGAGGACCUUCCCUCGGACAACACGGUGCUUGUGUCGUGUGCGCCUGUGGUGUGUGUAGGAUGAGGACAACUCCGGCCACCGUCAGAAGACCGCCGAGACGCAGUGCCUAUUCGACCAGCUGAGGCCGAUCCUGAUAGUGCACCUCAAGCGCUAUGGCUUCAACAAGCACACGGGCGCAAGCAAAAAGGUACUAGAGAUACACACACACACACAGAGGGAGGGAGGGAGGGAGGGAGGGAGAGAGGGAUGCUAUACACUUUGUGUUGUGGUGGUUGGUCGGUUGUGCUGUGCUGUGCUGUGCUGUGCAGUUGGAGCACAUGUUGGCCUACCCGGAGAAACUCGUCGUCUCCGAGAAGUGGCUCACCAAGUGAGUGGGAUCACGGAGGACACACACACACACACACAUGUAUACUGGCCUGCAUCUGUCUGUCGCACGCGUCGUGUGUGUGUGUGUGUGUUGUCAGGUCGUUCCUGUCCAAGUACGAGGUGCCGACAUACGAGCUGGUCGGCCUCAUCGCCCACGACGGGCAGCGCGUCAACUCGGGCCACUACCGCGCCAUGUGCCGCUAUGGCCCCAACCACGAGUGGUAAGCACGACACACAACACAACACACAUCCGCACCGCACCGCACGCCAUGCAUUCCAUGCAACGGACGCGCAUCAAUGUGUUACUAUUGUCUGUGCUGUGUGUUACUAUUGUCUGUGCUGUGUGCUGUGUGUCCUGUGUGCUGUGUGUCGGAUGUCAGGUACCAGUUCAACGACACGAGCGUGUCGCCACGCCCGCUGCGCAAGGACCAGGUAGGUACAGAUCAGAUCAGCCGAACCACACACACCAUCCGUCCGACACAGAUUCUUCUCUGUCUGUCUGUGUGUCAGUACCUGGGCCAGCGGACGGCGGUGAUGCUCUACUACGUCGACACCACGGCCACCGUCGACAUCCGCCCCCACAUGGCGCCCCGCGCCCUCCUCAACGAGCAGCCCUCGGCGUCCUCCUCAUCCUUCUGGGUGGAUUCCUCUCUCUGUCUGUCUGUCUAGCUGCCUACCUGCCUGCCUGUCUGUCUGUCUGUCGGUCUGUCUGCCUGUCGCCUGUUCGUGUCUGUGUCUGUCUGUGUGGGUGUGUGCACGUGUGUGGAUGAAUGCCUGAAUGGAUGGAUGGCUGCCUGUCUGGGAUGAUGUUGGGUUUGUGCUUUGUUCUUUCCGUCGUCUUUUCACUGUGCCCAUGUUACUCAGUCCCAUGUUAGUCUGUCAGUCUGUCUGUUCGUCUGUCUGUCUGUCUAUCUGUCUGCACACGAAGAGCGGUGGGGGGAAAGGGCCGGGGAUUCCUUCCUUGUCGCUCAUUGACACACAUGCAAUGCCAUGCCACCACACGCCAUGCUCACGAUUUUUUUACCCACCUCACUCACACCCACCCACCCGCUAAGCCACACACUCAACACACACACAGCCCAGAGUUUUGUCCCAAGGAAGGGAACAGACGGAAGGACAGAGAGCGCGUGUCUGCCUGCCUGCCUGCCUGAUUACGGACCUAUUCAGCCACUAUGGAUGAAGGCAAUGUGCAGCGGUCACCCUCUGUGUAUGUGUAUGUGCAUCUGUAUAAUGCCGCCUCAUGUUGACCUGACACAGUGACCUGCAGACAGACAGACAGACAGACAGAGGUGUGUGUGUGUGUGUGUACCUGAGUGGCUGGCAGUGAGAGAAGGUCCGGCCAGGUCUUGUCGACGGACUGCCUGCCAGGCGGCCGCGCCGUACGUACCCACUGCGCCCAUACAUAUGUAUUCGUUACGUUUAGAUAGUCAGUCAGGCGACUUGACCGCCACAUCGAUAUCAAUCAGUCAAAGGGAUUUGGUUUGUCCGCUGACCUGUGCUUCAUGGGCGCGAGUGACCGACCGAAACUGACCGACCGACACGCUCUGAGUAGUGUGAGUGAUACCUACCUGUUUGUGUGUGCGCUUGCUGGCACACGUGCUGCUGUCGAGCCGAGGAGGAUCAGCAGAGGGGAGGGAAGCUGAAGGUGUGAGUGGGAUGGAUGGAUGAAUGAACUGACGAGACAGAUGGAUGGAUGCCUGGAUGAUUCAAUCGAUCUCUCGGAGAGAUCGAUCAUGCCAUGUCAUGUCAUGCCAUGUUGUCAUGUCAUGGAUGUGGUAGUAGGGCCGUCGCGA